Molecule: messenger RNA, 1674 nt
Organism: Paramecium tetraurelia
Lineage: Eukaryota; Ciliophora; Oligohymenophorea; Peniculida; Parameciidae
Exons: 4
Molecular function (GO): protein binding
Source: RefSeq, a predicted model, not a curated record
AUGUAAUUUAAUGAAGACACAAAGAAGUUCUUGACUCCUGAAAUGAUGAAAUAGAUGUCAUAAAUGUGUGCGGGCAUGAGUGAUGAUCAAUUGAGACAGUAUGCCUAGAUGGCAGGAAUGGGGAACGUGGAUCCUUCAUUCGUGAGACAACAAAUGGGUCAAGUCAAAAAUAUGAGAGAUGAGGAUCUUGAAAGAUAGGUCAAUCAAACUCGUCCAGAGGACAUAGAAAGAGCAAAAUAAAGAAUUUAGGGACAACAACCAUAACCAUAAUAAUAGUAGCAAAAACCAUAGAGUGACUAAUUUCCAAUAAUUAACAAAUUAAAAAAUUAAGGAAAUGAUGCAUUCAAAUUACAGGAUUAUGAGAAGGCAGCAUCCAAAUAUUAUGAAGCCAUAUCUGAAAUUGAAGAAUUAUGGGAGAAUAAUGCUUAUUUGAAAAGUGACACAAUUAAAAAAUAAGAAUUGAAACUCUUGGAACAUUCUUGCAGAUUAAAUUACUGUAAUGUGAAAGCUAAACAAUCCUAAUAUGAUGUCGUGUUACGUUAAGCCAAGAAAGUCUUAGAAGAUGAUGAUUAGAAUGGAAAAGCCAAUUUCAGAAUGGGUCAAGCUCUCUUUGAAACAAAAAGGUAUCACGAGGCUCUUAAGUAUCUGGAGAUUGCAUCUCAGAAAUUAUCAAAUGACGAAACAGUUCAAAUUAUGUAUAAACAAGCCAAAGAACAAAUAAGUAAUUUAAAUGCAAAUCCUGCUGCAUAAUAGGAAGAGAAGGGAAAUUAAAAUGAAUAACCUUAGUAAACCUAAAAACAGCAAAAAGAAAACUAAGACAUCUAGGAGUAACAAUAAAAAAAACCAAAAAUCAAAUUGUCCUCUGUUGACACCAACUCUGAGGAAUUCUAAAAUUUAAAGUAGAAGGUACAAACUUCUAAAGAAGAUGGUUUAAUUGUUGAGGAGGAGGUUUAAACUACAAAAAGUACAAGUAAUAAACCGAGUACUCAAUAAACUGAAUCUCAAAAUGUAAAUAAAAUACCAGAAGAUCCACAAUUUCAAUAGUAAUUCGACUAAUUUAAAAAUAUGUCUCCUGAAUAAUUAAAUUACAUGACCAAUACUUUGAAAUCUAUGGAUAAAGGAUUUUUGAAAUAAAUGAUGAAAUAGUAGAGUGGAGUAGAAAUGUCAGAUUAAUAAAUAGAGAUGAUGUAAACUAUGAUGACACCUGAAAUGUUAUCAUAAAUGAAAAAUAUAGAUCCAGCAGUUUUAAAAUAGUAAAAAUUAUAAUAAUAAUAAUAACCAUAAUUCUCAUAAUCCUCAUAAUAAUAACAACCUAUUUAAUCAACUUAAUAAUCAAAUUAUCAAAAUGUUCCUUAAGCUCAAUCUGCUACUUAAUAAAUGCCAUAAAAUCUGUAAGGAUUAGCCUAGAAUCCUUAAAUGCUUGGAAUGGUCAUCGAUCAAUUAAAGGCUAAUCCCUAAAUGCUAAAAAUGAUGGCUCCUGCAUUUGGUGGCAACAAUGCUAUUACAUAAUAUAUAGAUUCUGCAAGUCCAGAGUAGUUAUCAAAGGUCGUGGGUAGAUUGGCCAUAUUCUUAAAGUUUUUAUUAAUGUUGUAUCGAGCAUGGUUGAUGGUGAAAAAUCAAUGGAAAUUUAUAUUGGGGUUCCUCUUGGCAUACUUAUAUUUUAAAUUAUUUUGA